Molecule: messenger RNA, 7425 nt
Organism: Osmia bicornis bicornis
Lineage: Eukaryota; Metazoa; Arthropoda; Insecta; Hymenoptera; Megachilidae
Gene: Syt7
Product: synaptotagmin-7
Exons: 9
Coding region: 2368-3660 (430 amino acids)
Biological process (GO): regulation of calcium ion-dependent exocytosis; regulation of dopamine secretion; calcium-ion regulated exocytosis
Cellular component (GO): axon; synapse; membrane
Molecular function (GO): calcium-dependent phospholipid binding; clathrin binding; SNARE binding
Source: RefSeq, a predicted model, not a curated record
UUAGAGUGGGGGCUGGCGAGUGGAGAGAGGGUAGGUUUAGAGCUCGAGUGACGAGGAAAGAGCGGGUAGCAUAGAAAGAGAAGAAAGAGCGAGGGUGGAAGAGGAGUAAAGGGAAAAGUAGGGGAGCGAGCGUUUGAUCCCUGGUGCGUAGGAGAGGUUCCCCAUGGUGUCCGGAACUCGUUUGCCGAGCAUCGAGGUGGCGCCAAUGUAUCGAAAGCUGAAAGGCAUCGAUGCGUGUACCAGAGCGGUUAAGGGUUGCUUACCACCAUAGAAAAGUUCAGUCGGUGAUGCGACGCGUUUGCGAUUGGAGGAGGCAAAUUCGCGCGUGUUCACCGCGAAAACUGCGAGAACGCGGUGCUGUGUGUUGUUCGAUUUCCCUUCGAAUCGACCGCUUUCCUUCGUUCCACCCCCGAUUAACACAGGUAGACUCGAUCCAAUUUUUCCGAUUCUUUUCGACGUCUUCUCUGUACGAUCUUCUCCUCUACUUUCUCGCAUCUGUUGAAGACAAGGCGCGGCACAUGGAUAAGAGCGAUAAGGGUACAGUGACAGCUAGCGAUCGUUAACCACUCGAUUUUCUCGUUAAACGUCGCGUCGGCUCGACGUAGUCGUCGGGAUAUACGGAGUAACAGGUGGUUAAAUAGCGGAACUUGGCAGUGAUCGAGCGGCGAGAAUACUUUUCGUCUCGGCGGCGCGUCGUCGUCGUCGUCGUCGUCGUCGCUUUGUUUUGUCAUCCUCUGAAUCGCUGCUCGAUUCAUAGUUAACCCUUUACAACUGCGCAACCUUUUAACACGAUACGCGCAUUGUACGCUCAAUUUUCUCAGCUCGUUUCUUCGCUUCGCUUCCUCUCGAAAGAACUCGAUGAUCGUUUUCUCUUCAGCUUCGUUUGCGUUUGCGUUUUCGUCGAGAUUCGAACGAGAGGUUGGCAGGUCGCGAAAAGCAUUUUUCCUUGCCCUCGUAAAAUUUAUAGCCGCGUGCACAGCGACUAGGAACCUGUUGCUUGAACGUUCUUCGGCAUUGACCGAGCCGCAUCACGGCCAGGAACUCUCUUACCUUUGUUGUGCGCGUGCGUUUCGAUCGAUCGUCUCGCUCGUAAUUUGCUCUCGUGCCAAAAACUCCAACUUUUCGCCACCGAGGAAAGACGAAAAUAGUCUUUCCAAGGGACGCGUCGCUUCGUUGACUUCCUUCCCUUUACAAAGGACGCGGCGAGAGCUUGCUCUAUGUAGUAGUACCUCACGGUCAUCGAUUCGAGCCUUUCGUUGAUAAAGAAACGGAUGAUAGUCUGGUAGCAGUGAAAAAGCAGAGAGAGAAGAGAGACGGAAAGGGAGAAAGAGAAAUAGAGAGAGAGGAAAAGAACGUACAGUGAAAGGAAGGUAGGAAGACUUCGACGUGGUUCGAAGAAACCAAUUGGUCAGCUCUGUUUUUAGUGCUGGACGCGUCGCCGUGAUCGUUAUUAAUUAACAUUAAUGCGAUGAUUUGAAGGGAAAUGCUUGCGUGUGCCGGUGAGAUGCGCGCGCCGUAUGUCUAUCGACCUUCGCGAACGUCGUUGCCACGUGCGCGACCUGAUACGUCCCUGACUGCUUUUCGAGAUUUCUCGUUCGUUUCCGAAACAUCGAUAAUGUCGUACAGUAUGCCUCGAAGCGUACAAUUUGCAUCCGAUUUUCUAUUAAUCUGACAAUUGUAGCGCGUUCGAAGGUCGCUCUGGUAGGAAGGAUAAGGAGAGGGUGGCAGCGGCGCCGUUGGGGAUGGUGAUGUUGUGGAUGGAAAGGAUAACGGUGCCGAGCGAGACGACGUUGGCGUCGGUGUCGUGGACGCUGGUGGUGGUGCCGACCAGAGUGUAUAGCUAAGAUCGAUCCAAAACCCCUUCUUUCGACCGACCGACCGACCGACCGACCGACCGACCAACUGACCGAACCAAUUCACCCCUUUCUCGACGCACGAGCUCGCAUUUAUUUAUCGUUCGUCAUCGUUCGACCUCGUGAAAUGCUAAUUACUUUAUCGAAGAAUUCAAAGCGUCAAAUGACGAGCGUACAUCAGAUACGAGAUACGUUGACGGUGACGCUCGUCGAAAUGGCGUCGCGACGUUCCAUGCACGCGAUAGUCGUACACUCUCACGUUUUCUAACGUUCUCGCUGUCUAAAUUUUGGAAUUUGCAGGACGUUGCGUACAGGUGGAUAAAAUCCGAUCGUGAUACCAGGAAGCUGGUGGAUCUUAGCAAACUUUCGCGCAACUUUUUCCCUAUUGUUACGUUCCGUUCCGUUGCGUUUCGUUCUCGUUCGAAACGGACAUCGAUAAUCGCAUCGAGACGGGAACGCGGACGCGUUUCCACGGAAAUCGUGGCUAAAAACUGUCUAUCGGAACGAUAAAAUUAUGUGGGCUGCAGUUUCGAGAUCAUUGGAAAUACUGGUUGCCUUCUUCGAAUAUUACACCACCAGAGCGCAAUUGGAAACGACCGGUAGUCCGGCGAACAAGUCGGCGACAUCGACGGAUGGUAGCGGCGGUGCUGGCGGAAGCGGAAGCGCGAUUAGGGGGACGGCGGGUGGCGCCGGUGCAAGCGGAUCGGCGUCGGGCGCGAUCGGGAUCGCGGGCAGUAGCGGGUCCGGCUCGGCUUCCGCGUCCGGUUCCGGCGUGGGAAAUGCAAAUGCCGGAAUCGGUGCCUGUGCGAACGCGAUCUCUGCCAGCGGCGCCGGUGGGGUGGUCGCUGCAGGUGCCGAGCCUCGCACCCCGACCGCUGGGGCGCAAAACAAACAGCUGCAGAACGUAAAGGGCGAUCAUCCCUCGAAAGCGUUCAUGCAGAGCAGAUCCAUGUCGUUGGUCGACAUGUACAUCGACAAUUCGGAACCGAGCGAAAACGUCGGUCAAAUUCACUUCAGUCUGGAAUACGACUUUCAGAAUACUACGCUUAUCCUCCGUAUCAUACAGGGUAAAGAUUUGCCGGCCAAGGAUUUAUCCGGAACGUCGGACCCUUACGUUCGCGUCACUCUAUUGCCGGAUAAGAAGCAUCGGCUAGAAACGAAAAUCAAGAGGCGCACCCUUAAUCCUCGAUGGAACGAAACGUUUUACUUCGAAGGUUUCCCGAUACAGAAACUGCAAAGCAGGGUGCUGCAUUUACACGUGUUCGAUUACGAUCGGUUCUCGAGGGACGACUCGAUCGGAGAAAUGUUUCUUCCGCUUUGUCAGGUCGAUUUCUCGGAAAAGCCCUCGUUUUGGAAAGCUCUGAAACCGCCAGCAAAGGACAAGUGCGGGGAACUGUUGUGCUCGUUGUGCUACCACCCCAGCAACUCCAUCCUGACGCUGACGUUGCUGAAGGCGAGAAACCUGAAAGCGAAAGACAUCAAUGGAAAAUCAGAUCCGUACGUGAAGGUGUGGUUGCAAUUCGGCGACAAGAGGAUCGAGAAACGAAAGACCCCGAUAUUCAAGUGCACCCUGAACCCGGUGUUCAACGAGGUAUUCUCGUUCAAUGUUCCCUGGGAGAAGAUCCGCGAGUGCUCGUUGGACGUGAUGGUGAUGGACUUUGACAACAUCGGCCGUAACGAGCUGAUCGGACGGAUUCAGUUGGCUGGGAAAAACGGUAGCGGCGCGAGCGAGACGAAACACUGGCAAGACAUGAUCACGAAACCACGGCAAACCAUCGUACAGUGGCAUCGACUGAAGCCGGAGUAAAAGCUUCCGAUCGCGAGUAUCGGAAAUCGUCGAUCCAACCCAGACCAGUAGCCAUUCAGUUUCACAGUGUUCUCGAGUUUGACGCCGAGCAUCGAGGAUGGCUUCUCGAUAUCGCCGACCGUCUCGAUUCCCAUUUUCUUCUAACGAUUAGUCAAGAAUCGCGUCGAACGCGUCGAGAACCCGUGUAUUCAAUCUUGUUUCUUCUUCCUCUUACCUCCGUUUCUUUUUCCCCGCGAGUUUCUUUCGGAUCGGGGCGUACGAUCGAUCCCUUUGAUCGAUCUCUGAUUAUUCCUGACGCGACGAUACUACGCUAGCCAGCAAAUGUAUUUCCGUUUCUUCGUACGUUUCGUUAAAAAUUCUGCUAAUCGCUCUUCUCGCACGCCCCGUUCGUUCGUUUUCCCUUUCUUUUCCCAGUUUCCGCGCAACAACGACUCGCGUGGAAUCGCUUUGGUUUCGAGCGACCAAGACGCUCGAGCGCGGCUGGCCGGUCGGCCGAUCGACGUUACUUUCGAAACAUCAUUGACAUUUACAUCGAACGUUAUUUUUAUGACCGUUUUUGCACGAGUAACUUACGUACCGAGUACGUAAUACCGUUGCUUGGGAUACCUGUUGACGCGAUUCAGCGUUUUCCCCCGUUACCCGUUACCCGUUACCCGUUAUCCGUGUGUCGUCCGGUGUCUGACGAUUCCGUCGUUCGUUCUCGCGAAUGCGAACAAAGUCGCGGCAGAGUAUCGAUUGGCUCUCCUUUCUUUUCACUUCCUUCUCUUUGUCUUUCUUUCUUUCUUUCCCUCACCAACCCUCGUUGCACUUGUUCGAUUCCGUAGACGAUCCCCUUACCCUGUCCGUAUCCUUCGGUCUACGGUUUCAAAGAAUUCCUUUAACGAUUAUUCGUCGACAACGUUUCGACGAGCGAUCGGAACGGGACACCGGGGGCGUAAUGUUGAAUUAAUUCUUACUAGUAGAAGAAAAACAGCGACAAAAAGCAGCGAUAUUUUUGACGGAAUUUUUGUAUCGACAUAGUCGGAGAUCUUUUGAAAGCGAUGAAAAUUGUGAUCGGUGUUACACCUUGAAUUAAUCUUAAGCGUUACAUUCAAUAGUUUGCUGUUGUUGACGAUAACGUAGAACGAUCCACCGUGAUCGUAUUCAGACGACGAUUCGCAGAUUUUUGCAUAUAUGCGUAUACAUCACACGUGCAAAACAUACAUGAACAUACGGAUACAUAUAUAUAUAUAUAUAUAUACACACACACACAUUGGUGCUCGAGGUGUGCGUGUGCGUGUACAUGUAAGUUCGAAAUGAGAACAAGUCGGCACGCAAUUGGCAGAAGUUAACGAGACGUCUGCGUGCGUUCGCGCCUCGACAAUGACGCAGGAAUAUUUUUACCUUCUGUUCGACGAUUUAAUCAAGUUAUUCACUCGCGAAAGAAGUGGCGACAGCGCGUAUUAGAGCCACCCACCCUCGUCCGAUGUUGUUUGUCGCGUCGCGUUGCGUCGCGACGCGGCGAACCGUGCACGAGAAUCUUCAACACGAAACACACGCAACAUACACUGUUGAAAAUACAUCUGCACGUACACGCAUCGUAUAUGUGUGCACGUAAUUAUCGAGUAGCACAAAGAAAAAAGAAAAAACAAAAAACGUGUAGACUAACGUUUGUAUAUCGUAGCCUGUGUAUUAUAUACCGUUGUACUACGCGAAACUUUAAACGAAACCAGACGUUUCGAUUUCGCGUAAAUUCGAUUCAAACGAACGAAACGUCAUCGAAUCGAGUCGAUUAGAGUGACGAAGGAUAUCUGUGGGUAGAGUUAGAGUCGCGACCAAACGAUUCACGAUUGGAAUUCACGCGUUAGAUCCGCAUCGUGCGGUCGUCCGCGAAACGAUUGGAAUUAGAGGAACGACGAGGUUUAAGGAAAACAGAAAAUAGAAAAAAAGUGCCAAAACUUAAACGUAAACAGCGAAGAGAAACGAAACGAGAUUGUGACGAAACGAGACGAGAGGAGAAAGCACGUUUCUCCGUAUAAAAUACCGUGUAGUUAUUACGUACUAUGCAUAUCCGAUGGUGAUAAUCGAACGCCAGAGAUUCGUGAAGUUGUUCGAGCAACCGAUUCAUUCAACUACGAAGGUUUGGCGGUUUAACGCGUUCCGUCGCGUACAGCUGGAACGCGCGUUUAUUCUAAAGAGAAAACGAGAAAACGAGAAAACGAGAAAACGAGAAAACGAUAUAUAAAAAGAAAAAAAAGAAAAAAAGAUAAAACAACUCGUAGAGUCAAACGAUUCGUUGAGAUACGUAGUAGUGUGUAUACAGCUAAGUACGCGUUAGUUCGAACUGGAUGCGAAUUGGGCCUUAUACCAUGGAUUACCUCAAUCGUAAGCAGCUUGCGAGACAAGUUUCAGUCUGCGAUAACGAUAUAGCGAGCGUUAAGAUUUUAAUUAGGCGCGGGAACACUUUGCUGCUCUACGUUUACGAGCUUAGCGAGCCAACUCGUUUACCAAGUCCGAGUUACGGAUUCCGCCGAUCGGUCGAUCGUGUCUAAUCUUUCGCUCUCCUAUCUUCUCAUUCUUUCUCUUUCUCUUUCUCUAAAUCUCUUUCAUCGAAAACUUGGGAGAUGGCGAAGAGCGACGGAGAAGGGAGGAAAGCGGGUCGAGUCCAUCUGGUGAAUUCGACUCGGACGGAAACAAAUGAUAUAGUGAGAGAGAAGAAUUUAGGCAAGUUGGAACGCGUGUCGAACGGUGGAGAGAUAGAGGGCAGAAAACGUAGGAAAAUACAAUUAGUUAGAAAAUCUAGCCGACAUAAAGUGGUGCGGCGUUCGCUUACUGGAUACGCGAUAGAGCCGCUCGAACGAUUUGCCUGGAAAGGGAACAAAACAAAAAAGAAACAAAAAAGAAACAAAAAAGAAGAAAAAAAGAAAAAUGAUAAAAGGGUGCUUUUUUCUCAUGAUGUCGCGCGUUCAUACUGUAGGAAAACGGGAGGAAAAAUGGUAUGGUCGGGAGCCGGGAAAAGUGGUAGCAGGCGGGAAGGGAAAAGGAAAACGAAACAAGGUGGAACGAGAGGGUGAAGGAGGUGGAUGUGGAGGGUAGAGGGUGGAGAGAGGAGGGACGGUUCAGGGCGAUCGAUCGUUAGUUGGUUGGUUCGGUGGUACGUGUAAGUCGAGACAGCUCUGACGCGUAUCCGGCCCUCGUAGCCCGCAACACUAUAUAUUUUUUAGCUUCGUAUUGCAUACGCGUUCGUUAAAUUUGGAUGGUGCCGGGUGAAUGGAUCGAAUCUCAAUUCCACGUAUUCGCGAAUGUUGAACGAAAGGGAAAGAAAGCGGGCAAGCGUGCCAUUACGAAAGGUGGUCGCGUUUUCCGGCGGCAGCAACAGCGGUUGCUGGUUGCUGGUUGCUGGUUGCUGGUUCCUCGUUGUCGCGGAUCGUUACGAGAUCCGCGUACCAGCCCCGUCGCUCGCGACCGCUUCGACGCUCUAUCGUUUCCGUGUCGUAGUUAUUCCCUGUUGUAUCCCGAACCUCUUACCCCACCCCCUACCCUCUAGGUAGACCGCGAACAAACACCCUCCUUAUAUCCCCCUUUUCAUCCAUACCUAACCCGUCGAAGCGCAUCAAUUAACUCUUUGCCGCUUAGCCGUAAGCUCGAUAUCGCUGUGUGUUUCCUUCGAGAUAUCGUUUUACGUUUACGAACAAAUCGAACAGAUGCAUUUAUUAUUUCCAGAAUAUCGCUUGAUGCUCGAGAUACGUUGUAUAUCCGAAUAAAGAGAAUUUCGUUUCGAAAGCA